AUGGCGGCGUACGAGAAGCGGCGGGCGGCCGCCGCCCCGGCCCCGGCGGCAGGCAGCGGCCCGGCGGAGCCGCUCGGCGCGGCGGCGGGCGGCGGGCCGGGGGGCGAGGCGGAGUUCCUGCUGCGGAGCGGCGUCACCGCCAUGGUGCGGGAGGCGCUGCUGAAGGUGCUGGAGGCGCGGCCCGAGGAGCCGGUCUCCUUCCUGGCCGACUACUUCGAGCGGCUGGUGUUGGGCGGCCCCGGGGCGGCCGAGGCGGCCGCGGAGCUCCCGGCGCCGCCGCAGCGCCUGGCCCGGGCGCUGUGGUACGUGCGCCUGGCCCACCACUCCCACAGGACGGCGUUCAACAACAACAUCAGCACGGCCUACGAGGUGCUGGGCGCCAGCGGGCGGCGGCGGCGGCCGGGCGUGGACGGGCGGCUGUACAGCGAGCUGCUACGGCGCAUCUGCCAGCUCGGGGCUGCGCCACAGGAGGUGGCGGCCGCGCUGCUGCGCAGGGUGCAGUGCCGGGACCACGAGGCCGUGCCCUUCGACGUCUUCCGCUACGGCGUGCUCACCUGCUUCGUGCUGCUGGAGUUCGUGGCCAAGGCGCACACCCUGUACGACGUCCUGGACGGCGGCACGGGCGCGGCGGACAAGAGGGUCUGCCAGGCCGUCCUGCGCACGCUGGAGGAGGCGUUGGGAGGCAGCGACUUCUCGGUGCCCGUGCGGUACCUGGAGGCGGGCUCCAAGCUGGGGCCGGACUGCUUGGCCUUGGCCAUGGACCGGGCGCUUCAGGAGAGGAAGCUGAGUGCCUCCAUGAGCAGGGACGAGUUCCUGAAGAAGGCCUCGGCCUUAUUUGUUGCAAAAGUGAAGCCUGUUGACUAACGUCCAGGUGGGAACAACACUCGCUGCUUCCAGUUCUAAUUCCCGAAGUGCUUUGGACAGAGCAGUUUAUGUUACGGAGGCUUCAGUCCCUGGAACCGAGCUGGGCAAUGAGGCACGGGUGGGCUUGUCGGGUACUGCCUGAUGAGCCCUGGGUCUGCUUGAUGAGAGACUGCUAAUUUCCAUGCUCCUUUCCUUGUUCUGAGCACUACAGGUGCCCACUCAGCUCUGGCACUUGAUGUUUCCAUGUCCGGAUGUGUCUCUCCUAGCUGUAGCCCCUCUAUUUCCUGCUGGCAUCAGAAAGUCUUUUUUUAGGCAUUAACUGGGAACUUGCGAGGAGGCCUGUAAACUGUAGGCCAGUGUUAGUCAUUAAAAAGGAGCCAGAAUGAACUGAAUGCGGGGCUGGAUCUCCAGAUAUCCCACAGUUUCAUGCUAGACCUGGCAGUUGUGUUUGUGCAGCUUCAGCAGGGAGCUUUGUCUCUGCUUUCGGGUUUGUUUGACCCCUACCUGUAAAGCGCGGGAUGAUGCUUCACUGCUUCGCGGGCUAUUGAGAGGAUUCACAGGUAAAUACUGGGUUGAUAGGACAUGUGAGAUAAAGAUUACUUGUUAAGAAAAAUGUUUUAAAUGCACAGAAGAUGAGAAGUGGUUGGCCUGGAGGAGCUGCUAGCCUGGGCUGGGCUCUGCCAGGAGCUGAGCUGCAAAGCUCCCGGUGGCGAGAAGCUGCUCUCGCUGCAUCCCUGCUCCGUGUUUACCGAACCGCCUCAGCUUCUGCAGUCCAGAGGCUGAAGAUGGAGGCUCGCACUUGGUGACUUUCCCUGCAGAGCGCUGCCGACCGGUGGCGGCCUGGCACUGAGCGACCCCCCUUCCCUGGGAGGUCCCUCGGCUGUUGAACAGACGCGCAUUGAGCCGUACGUUAUUUAUUGAACUUGCCUGUGUUAAUUAUUUAUACUGUGCAAUUAUCGGUUUACUGGAAGACAUUAAAGCUUUUUAUUAU
Molecule: messenger RNA, 1855 nt
Organism: Cygnus atratus (black swan)
Lineage: Eukaryota; Metazoa; Chordata; Aves; Anseriformes; Anatidae
Gene: TPGS1
Product: tubulin polyglutamylase complex subunit 1
Exons: 2
Coding region: 1-864 (287 amino acids)
Biological process (GO): protein polyglutamylation
Molecular function (GO): microtubule binding
Source: RefSeq, a predicted model, not a curated record